GUUGUGAAGCGGCAGCCUAUGCGGCGGCGCGGUGAGAUCGAAAUGGCGACCGAGGGAGACGUGGAGUUGGAGUUAGAGACCGAGACCAGCGGCCCGGAGCGGCCUCCCGAGAAGCCAAGGAAACAUGACAGUGGUGCUGCUGACCUAGAGCGGGUUACUGACUAUGCGGAGGAGAAGGAGAUCCAGAGUUCGAAUCUUGAAACGGCUAUGUCCGUCAUUGGAGACAGACGGUCCAGGGAACAAAAGGCCAAACAAGAGCGGGAGAAGGAACUGGCGAAGGUCACUAUCAAGAAGGAAGAUCUGGAGUUGAUAAUGACGGAAAUGGAGAUCUCUCGAGCAGCAGCAGAAAGGAGCUUGAGGGAACACAUGGGCAAUGUGGUGGAGGCUCUUAUUGCCCUAACCAACUGAUAAUGUGCUUUUUUAGACAUUCUGGACUGACUGACUGACUGAAAUAAAGUGUUCUGUUUUGCUGUUUUUUUUUUUUCUUCAGUUUCAUCUCAGAUCAAAUGCAUUAUAUAUUCUAUUUUAUUGUCAGUUUCUAUGUUGGACCUUGAUGAAACUGUGUGAACAAUCAGUAUAAAGAAGUACCUAAUGUUCAAAUGCA
Messenger RNA from Mus musculus (house mouse), 604 nucleotides. RefSeq names its product huntingtin interacting protein K (gene Hypk). Gene Ontology annotation, biological process: protein folding. Gene Ontology annotation, cellular component: nucleus; cytoplasm. Bases 19 to 408 code for a protein of 129 amino acids. Lineage: Eukaryota; Metazoa; Chordata; Mammalia; Rodentia; Muridae. The record is from RefSeq and is marked validated. The transcript has 4 exons.